Messenger RNA from Mytilinidion resinicola, 1049 nucleotides. Its product is annotated as NAD(P)-binding protein. The transcript has 4 exons. NCBI's taxonomy places the organism in Eukaryota, Fungi, Ascomycota, Dothideomycetes, Mytilinidiales, Mytilinidiaceae. The record is from RefSeq and is a predicted model, not a curated record. Bases 1 to 990 code for a protein of 329 amino acids.
AUGGGCUCGUGGUUCUCCACCCCCUGGGAUCCGGAAACUGGCGUGCCCGAUCUCAGUGGAAAGGUCGCCGUUGUAACUGGAGCAAAUGCUGGAAUAGGCUACGAGAUCACCGCAGGGCUCGCUCGCAAGGGAGCAAAAGUGUACCUCGGAGCCAGAAACAAGGUCAAAGCAGAAGCCGCCAUCGAGAGACUGCAUACAGAGAACCCCACGAUUUCCCAGGGGAGUCUGAUUUAUUUACCUUUGGACCUAGCGGAGCUCAAUGAGGUCGUGACGGCGACGGACACGGUCAUUGCGAACGAGCAGAGGUUGGAUAUACUAGUCAACAACGCCGGCUUGGCCACUUACAGCUACCAGACGACGUCGGCUGGAUUCGAGAUGACAAUGGGAGUAAACCAUCUAGCCCACUUCCUCCUCACACUUCGCCUCCUACCGCUCCUGAAGCGCACCGCCGCAGACCCAAACUCGGACGUUAGAAUCGUCAACGUCUCCUCCGCAGCCCACACGAUGCUAAUCCCGCCCAACCUCGCCUUCGACACCGCUGCCGACUUCAAAUAUCACGGCCCAACGUCGUACCCCAGCUGGGCCAGUAGACGCGACCUCUUCGCCCGCUACGCCCUCAGCAAGCUCGCCAACAUCCUGUUCGCCAGCGAGCUCCAGCGCCGCAUGGACACCGAGAAGGUCCCGCUCAUCGCAACGUCGUACAACCCCAGCGGAGUCAACACGGAAGGCGGCAUGUCUGUCUGGCCGGCGUGGAUGCGGCCGAUCAUGAGCAGGAUCUUUGCGCCGCCGGCCAAGGGAGCACUGACGGGGCUGUUUGUUGCUGCCGCGCCGGAGGUUAAGCGCGAGGCGGCGAGGUAUAAGGGGAAGUAUUUCAAUGAGAAAGCGAGACUUGAGAAGCCGUCCAAGCUUGCGCAGGAUCCGCAGCUGGCGAGGAAUUUGUGGGAGCUUAGUGAGGAGGCUUUGGAGUCGUUUGUUAAGCUGGGUAAAUGAGGGUUGAUAUUGGUUGCUUCUACCAAGUUUACGCUUUCUAUACGCAUCCAAGGUUAAUG